Messenger RNA from Aphidius gifuensis, 535 nucleotides. RefSeq names its product 39S ribosomal protein L54, mitochondrial (gene mRpL54). Lineage: Eukaryota; Metazoa; Arthropoda; Insecta; Hymenoptera; Braconidae. The transcript has 2 exons. The record is from RefSeq and is a predicted model, not a curated record. The coding region runs from base 52 to 450 and encodes 132 amino acids. Gene Ontology annotation, cellular component: mitochondrial large ribosomal subunit. Gene Ontology annotation, molecular function: structural constituent of ribosome.
UUAAAUUUUAAUAGAGUUGUGCACAUUGUAAAGUGUUGUUGCUCCGUCAAAAUGACUUUAUUGUUAUCAUUAAUUAGACAGACAACAAUAACAACUGCACCCUUACAUUUUGUUGUAUCAAAAUGUGGCUAUGCAGCUCCAGCAUCUGCAGUAUUUAGUGCAAAAGCUAAAAAAGCCAAAAAAGCAGCAGGAAGUACUAAAAUUGUAUUACCAGUUGAGACAGAUACUAAAAAAUUAGUUGAAUAUGUUUGUGGAAGUAAUAUAUUAAAAGAAGGUGAAGAUGUUAAAUUAAAGGAUGACAGUGAAUAUCCAGAUUGGCUUUGGAAUAUAUAUCUUGGUGAGCCAAAAAAACUUGAAGAACUUGAUCCAAAUACAAAAGCAUACUGGAGAAAAUUACGUGAAAAGAAUCUUAGAAGAAAUAAUCGUUUAAUUGCUGGAAAAAAAUUUUAAUUAUUGUAUUUAAUUAUAUCUUGUUAAGCUCAAUAAACUAAACAAGGAAAAAAAAAUGUAAAAAUACAAACAAAUGUGUAUAUAA